AUGAUCUGGUCAAACCCAGAGCUUGCUUACGAGGAGCACCGCGCCCAUGAUACGAUUUGUGACUUCCUCGAAGGACAAGGCUUCACCCUUACUCGCCACGCCUAUGGGCUUGAUACCUCUUUUGAGGCUUUGAGUGGAACUGGUGGGCGAUUGAUCAAUUCCAACGCAGAAUAUGACGCAUUACCUGGAAUCGGCCAUGCCUGUGGUCACAAUCUAAUAGCGACAAGCAGUAUACCUGCGUUUCCUGCGCUGUCAUUUGCCGUAAGGAAAUUUAACAUCCCUGGUAGAGCCCAGCUGUUAGGCACACCGGCUGAGGAAAAUGGAGGCGGGAAGGCCCACUUCAUUGAUGUCGGCGCUCACAAGAAUUCAUCCCGGCGCCAAAAUAUUCAUCCCGACCAAGAGCCAUCUGAUGGCAUAGCUGGAACGCCUACGAACGCGCACAACGACAUUCACUGCGAAUUCGCAGGUAGGAAUGCUCAUGCUGGUGGAAACCCGUGGGAGGGGAUCAACGCGCAUGAUGCUCUGGUCUCGUCUUACAACGUUGCGGUUCUUCGACAGCAGCUUCUUCCGGAUCAGCGUGUUCAUUGUGCUUUCUUGGAUACACCCAAGGUAGCUAACGUGAUACUGGAUUACACGAAAGCUUUCUGGCAGGUGCACAGCCCUACCUUGAAGGGGUUGAACACCCUUGUUGGCAAGAUGCGCGAUUGCAUUGAAGCUGAUGCGUUGGCUACUGGAUGUCAAGUCAAGAUUGAGGAGUAUGUAUCCACUUAUGGGCUACCUGCCCACCUACCUAGACGGAUGCUUGAGGGAAUGGUUACUAAUAUUAUCGCUUCAAGAGAUGAACUCUAUACAGAUGUCCGAUUGAAUGACACCCCCUGUGAACGCUACCAUGUCCACAUGGGGCGGUAUAGCCGUAAUGUUCUCAAGCGCCAUGACAAAGUCCUAACAGGAUCGUCAGAUAUUGGUAUGCGGUCGGAUAAUAUUCCGUUUGAUUGA
This is a messenger RNA of Penicillium egyptiacum, 996 nucleotides long. The record is from the annotation of a GenBank genome assembly. Lineage: Eukaryota; Fungi; Ascomycota; Eurotiomycetes; Eurotiales; Aspergillaceae.